Physeter macrocephalus (sperm whale) is the source of this 6683-nucleotide messenger RNA. RefSeq names its product G protein-coupled receptor kinase 5 (gene GRK5). NCBI's taxonomy places the organism in Eukaryota, Metazoa, Chordata, Mammalia, Artiodactyla, Physeteridae. Gene Ontology annotation, molecular function: ATP binding; G protein-coupled receptor kinase activity. The transcript has 4 exons. The record is from RefSeq and is a predicted model, not a curated record. Gene Ontology annotation, cellular component: cytoplasm. Gene Ontology annotation, biological process: signal transduction; protein phosphorylation; regulation of signal transduction. The coding region runs from base 1581 to 2222 and encodes 213 amino acids.
AAGGGUGACAUUGUGAGUGGCUGUGUCAUGGCUUAGUCCCUUCAAGGCUGCGACCUGGUGCUUGCCCCACUGCCACCUUUCAUUCCUUAGUGUUUGGCGGGGCAGUCCCAGCAAGCCUCCCGUCCAGACUCUGGGCCCCAGGAGGCCGCCUGCCCGCUGGCUCUCAGGGCAGCCGUAAAUGUGCAUCACAUGAGCACAUGCAGAGAGCGCCAGGGUAUCGGUAAAGGAAAGGGCUGGACUCCCUCCACGGUACAGACCGCCCACUUUGAUUUUAGUCUCAAAGAGUGCACUUAGUAGAGUCCAGCUGCGUGCAUGGUGCAGUGCUCAGUGGGGCGGGGACGCUGGGACUGCAGGGAGGGACUGAUACCCUGCGGCCACGUGGCGGCCCUGCCCCAUCUUCAGCCGAGGCCUGCCCCUCCCCUUCCCCCCUUCCUCUCUUUCAUUCAUUCCUUCCUCCCGUCCAGCUGUCUCUGCUCCGGCAGCCCCUUCCUCUCCUAUUAACCAUCCUGCCCUUUGGCUGUGAUGAGGACACUCCUCUAGCCCAACCAUCCUUGUCUCCCCACUACAUCUGUAUUAAAAUCCUACCUCUGGGGCUUCCCUGGUGGCACAGUGGUUGAGAGUCUGCCUGCUAAGGCAGGGGACAUGGGUUCGAGCCCUGGUCUGGGAGGAUCCCACAUGCCGCGGAGCAACUAGGCCCGUGAGCCACAACUACUGAGCCUGCGCGUCCGGAGCCCGUGCUCCGCAACAAGAGAGGCCGCGAUAGUGAGAGGCCCGCGCACCGCGGUGAAGAGUGGCCCCCGCUCGCCGCAACUGGAGAAAGCCCUCGCACAGAAACGAAGACCCAACACAGCAAAAAUAAAUAAAUAGACAAAUGUGGGGUUUGGAAAAAAAAAAAUCCUACCUCUGGACCUGGCCUUCAGGACCCUCCGUCACUCUCCCCAACCAGUCCCCUCCCCCUGACCCAUCUCCCUCCUCCUUCUCUCAGACCCAAAGGCAGGUGUUCCCCAAACACGCCCUGAGUGUCCCUGCCGCCCUGCUCAUGACGCCACAGGUCCCUCCGAUGCCUGCUCCCACCUUUGAAAGCCUGUCUCAGACGCCCCUUCCCCAGGACACCUCCCGAUGCCUCAGCUGGCAGCCAGUUCUUGUUCCUCUGCCACCAUGGUGUCAUAUCUGCAUUGCCUUGAUGGGUCCUCUGAACGUGAAUUUUCUGAGGCCAGACCCUUAGCAUCCUCUCUCGGCACCUACUGGGUACAAGUCCACAAUGUACUUCUGAACUGAGUAAAUGAAUGAAAGAAGCUACUGACCAGUCUUGCCCUUUGUAGCUUGCCUGGGGCAGAAGAGUUAACACCAGUUCAACAAACAUUAGUGCAUGCUGGGUACUCACCAGGCACCGAUGUGUAGUCGUUGGAGAAACAGACAGGAUUCCUGCUCUCCUGGGGGUUCCAGGCAUCUGAGCGUGCUGGGAACAUGGGACCACAAAGCACACUGUGGCUCAGGAGGCGACCCUGAAUCGAGGCCUGAGCAGGCAGUGUCCGCUGGGUACCUGGGGUGGCGCAGGCACUGCGGAGGAGAGAGGAGGGAUGUUCGGGAGGGCUCAGGGACACUCGUGUGAAAGGGAGGUGAACACAAGCUCUCCGAAGCCCCUCUGCGCCUCUGGCCUCUGGGCAGGAGGAAAGGCCCCCCAGGCAAGUCCUCAUGGGGCUCUCCUGUCACAGCUGCUCACCAAAGAUGCAAAGCAGAGGCUGGGCUGCCAGGAGGAAGGGGCAGCAGAGGUCAAGAGACACCCCUUCUUCAGGAACAUGAAUUUCAAGCGCUUAGAAGCCGGGAUGUUGGACCCUCCCUUUAUUCCAGAUCCCCGGGCCGUGUACUGCAAGGACGUGCUGGACAUCGAGCAGUUCUCCACCGUGAAGGGCGUCAACCUGGACCACACAGACGACGACUUCUACUCCAAGUUCUCCACGGGCUCCGUACCCAUCCCUUGGCAAAGCGAGAUGAUCGAAACGGAGUGCUUUAAGGAACUGAAUGUGUUUGGACCUAACGGUACCCUCUCACCGGACCUGAACAGAGGCCACCCUCCGGAACCGCCAAAGAGAGGGCUGCUCCAGAGGCUCUUCAAGCGUCAGCAUCAGAACAAUUCCAAGAGUUCAGCCAGUUCCAAGACCAGUUUUAACCAUCACAUAAAUUCAAACCAUGUCAGUUCAAACUCUACCGGAAGCAGCUAGCUGCAGCUCUGGCCUGAAGUCCACGGUGGGACCAGCCUAGACCCUUCUCCUUAGAAGCGGACUUGUGACCGGUGGAGCUUCCGCCCUGGCGGGCGGGCGGGGGAGCCCUCCAGGAGCCGGGGAAGGAGGCCGUCCAGCCCCGAGAUGGGGAGCCUCCAGGUUCCUCAAAGAGAUUUCCACUCAGGUCUGUGUUCGGAGGCGGCCCUCAAGCCAAGGUGGAUUGGCUGUGUCUCUGUCGAACAUUGCAAUAGAAAUCCAAUUGGAUACAACUUGCACGUAUUUUAACAGCGUCAUAACUAGAACUGAAUUUUGUCUUUAUUAUUUUUAAAGAAAAGUUUUGUAAAUUUCUCUAUUGUUUCAGUUUACAUUUUGUAUAUUUGUAUUUAAAUGAAAGUCAGACUUUGAGGGUGUAUAUUUUCUGUGCAGCCACUGUUAAGCCAUGUGUUUUAAGACAUUUUAGAGGGGUGGUGGGCGGGGAAGGGUGUUAAAAAAAAAAAAAAAUGUGACUCAAGACUUCCAGAGCCUCAAAUGAGAAAAUGUUUUUAUUAAAUGUAGAAAAUGAUUCCCAUUUCACCUUUAAAGGAUUGAUUGUAUCCAUCUCUAUAACCUUUCCCUCCCUCGCAUUGGUAUCGCCGUUCUGUUGGCUUGUAACAAUCUGAAUUAAAUGCUCAAAGACCCACUGGGACUUCACGCCCAGCCAGGAUGUCUUCCGUUGGGGUCCAUGGAGUUGCCUGGGCCCAGCUCCGUCAAGAUGUGCACUUUUCCUUUGGGGGCACACGAUGCCACUGUUGCUUUGGCCUCGGCCUCCUCUUCCUUCUGGAAGGCGGCCGGUACGUGGAGCUGAGGGUCUUCAGCCCAAGCGUGUCUAGGCCUCUUUCUUCCUGAGUCGGUUCUGACUGCUAAAGCCAGUAUGUUUUCAAGAGGCUUGCAUUUAUUCUAGUUUUAAGAGACACAAAGCAACGAUAAAGAGUAGUCAUGGAACCCCAAGAGUCCCAAACGCUUACGGCCCACAGAAGCAUCAGGGAGCGGAGGUCUUGGGCUUGUAGAGGAGAAGGUGGCUCUCCCAGGAUCUCUGGGCAUGUCCGUUGAGUGAUUACGGGGUCAUAGGGCCUUGAGAGCUUCCUGGGGUCCCGCAGAUUCAUUGGCUCAGGUGGCAUGGAUGCAUGAGGUUGGCUCUCCAAGCAAAUGGGAGAGGCCGGGCCACCCACAGAAGCUCAAGAAAAACUCACUGUCCCUUCUGGGAGAGGUGAAGCAGAGGCGAGCUCUCAUCGGGCAUCUCAGAGCUCCAGGCACAAGUGGCCCCAGGAGAACUUGGUGGCUUUGCCAGACCAGGGUCUCUAAAGGCAGCCCCCAGGCCCUUUGAGCAGGGCUGUCCAGCCCCAGCGAGCGGCCAGCCUCCCCCUGCUGCCUUCACAAGGUGACAGGGAGCAAAUCUGUCUUUGCCUCCCCUCCGGGACAGGGUGAACGGUCAAUUCCCUGCUCCCCUGCCUGCCACGUCAUCCUCAGUCAGACCUGGUCUCAGCCACCGGGCAGCUGCCGGGGUUUCUCCCGGCAUGGGCCCUGCACUUCCUGCAGCAGCAUCUCCGGUGAAAAUACAGAUUCUGGGUUCCACCCCAAACCUACGGAAUGGGAUUCCCUGGGAGUAGGGCCCAGGAAUCUGUAUCUUUAAAAAGCUCGCCAGGCCAUUCUGAUGCACCCUGGAGUGUGAGAACCACUGCCUUGGGCCAUCGGGGGGGCUUUUGAUGUGAUCCUCCCAAACUUAUUUCUCUAGAUGACCAGGCAACUUUGGAGCCUGAGGUUUUAGGGAGGAGAGAGAAGCCAGCGUGUCAGCCUGGUGUCCCAAUUUCCAUGCUCCUUCCCUAAACUUUGCCAUCGGGUCCUGAGGCUAGACAGGGGCCUGACCGUUGCAACUGACCAUUCUGAGGUCAUUUUACAAGCAAAGAGAAGAAAAGAAACAGUUGGGGCUCCCUUAGAUCCCUUUAAUGUGCAGUAUUAUUUUCUUCAAGACCAGCUCUUGUCUCCGAGGCUGCUUCCGUUACCUUUCUUGAGCUGAGUACAAGAUUAAUACAAACAGCCGUAUUCAGUUUUUGCUGAGGAAGUGGAAAGCUCUUUGACCAGUAUUUCAAGAUCCUCAAGCUCUUACUGACCCUUCUCAAUGAAAAGAAGGACCGUCAUCUUCCUGGGACAGUCAGUAGUCCACGCCACCACCCUCCUGUCCAGAAAUUUCGUUCAUUUUGCCCGAUUCACAGCAACUCAUACCAUUCCAAACGGACUGGUGUGGAGCAGCCAGUCUCUUUACACCUCAAAGCCAACACACCGUCCGUUUGCGGUAGAGAAUCCUCAAGAAGCAAGAAAGAAAACAUAAAUCUGCUCAGUGUGUUUCUACAUCGUGAGAGCACGAGGCUAAAGCACAGAACUUUGCGUGCCUCUUAGGAUAACGGGAGUCUUCCUUCACCCUCGCCACCUGUCCCCUGAGCGCCCCAAAGUGUACAGGGUCAGAGUCACUGGCGUUUGCAAUCCUCCUCUUCCUUUCAGUCCAGUGCUUUGUACAGAGAAGGGGCGUCUUCAUUUAGAACAGUGCCUGAAAGCCAGCCCCCUUCCCUCUGGGUCCCAAGUUGCCACAGGUCCUGUCCCUGGACCCCCCCGCCCCGCCCCGCCGCCAACCUCUACUCCAGCUUGUUUUCUAUGGCUGCAUUUUUAAAAAGAUUUUUUUAACUAAAAAAAAACCCAAAAAACCUUCCCACCAUCUACCUGUCCAGGAGGAGGCAUAUUUGGGCAGCAAGUGGAUUUAAAUCUUUUUACUGCAUUUGAGCUCUUCACGGAAGAGACUUUCUUCCCCCAGGCAUGACGUUUUUCUCACCGGACCUUCUCUGACUUCGUGCCUUUGAGGUGAGACGCAGGGUCUUGCAGAAGCACCUCUGCUUCCCCUUUUCAGGAGCCAAGCCGCUGUCCCCAGUGGGACGGGGGUGGUCUCUGCCGUGAUCACCAUGACCUGUGAGUGUUUCUCAAGCCCCCUGGGCGGCUCCCAUGAUUAUCACCCACAAGAUCACAAAGACCCAGCCCCACCUUCACGGAGGAUGGCACCACCUCCCACAUCAACUCAUCCUCUGAUCUUUCUAGGCCGGGAACAUCACUCUUUAAACCACAAGGCUUCUUGCGAGGGCGGCUGACUUGCACAGUAGCUAAGGGUUGCUCUGUCUUGAGCCGCCCCAGGAGGGCUUGUUUCCCGAAAUGCACUGCUCUUAACAAAGGCGAGCGCUCAGUCUUGGAGGCCAUGCUGCACGGAAGGAAGCGGUGUGGCCUGGGGUAUGCACGCUUCUCAGGCAGCCCACGGGGGCAAAUGGCAGUGAGUUCUGGGGACACGUAUGUGGACGUGGCCUCGGCAUUGAAAGCACAAGUGAGAUGCGGCUGCCUGCCCUUGAACCUAGCAAUCCUUGGUGAUGCUGAGGGCCUGGCCUCCGAGAGGCCAGGGGUCAAGGAGCCCAGCCCUCCGUGGAAGCUCCUCCUCACCCUUCUACACCCCUGUCCUUUCCCCCAAAAUUUUCCCACCAACUUUCUCAUGCAAACUGCUGACCCAGACCUCAAUACAGAGGGAGCACUGCAGCCUCCUUGAGCCUGGUAGCCCAGGCCUUGCCAAAGGGGACAGCGGCCUUGCGGACCACCAAAAGUCCCCCGAGGUGAAGAGGAAACGCCAGUCGGGAUGACACCCAGCUCUCCUCUGGGGCUGCUGUGUGCUUGCGUAUCCGAGGGCAACCCCUCUGGUUGUCUCCUGUUCUCUAGCUCCACAGUCUGAGGUAGGACAUCCUAACUUUUUAGGCUUUGUAUGGAAAGAGUGUGAAAUCUUUGUGCAUUUCCAAGCGCAGAACUGAGUCAUGAACGGCAGAGAGCUCGCUUUCUGAUCACAACAGACCACGAUGGUGACACCUCGUCCCCCUAGGCACCUUCUGUACCUACUUUUAGGACCAACCAGCCCAGCUUUUGAAGCUCCAACGUGUAGGGGUCAGACCCUGCUCAGGUGCAGGUACCUCGUCUGGUCUAACUUUAAAGGCUUGUGCUGUGGACAGUGGCUAAAACCUCUGAAACACUAGCUCUCCUUAGGAGGGAAAGACACGCCCCCAAAGAAGAAUCUAGAUGUCUUUCCCUGGUCCAUCACUAAGUCAUUUUUGUAAUAGAUCAAAAGCAAGUGUUCUCAAUGAGAAGAGCUUAGUGGCUGUUAAAAUAAUUAGUGUCAAAAUAAUAAUCCUUCUAGUAUCCAAAGGUUUCUAUUUCUUUUUCAGGGAAAUUUUAACAUUGAUGCAUAAAAAUAGUUCCAUUUUGGAGGUCAUUCCUGAAGAUAACGGCUUUUGUUCUCCUGCUGCUCUUGAACCUUUGUAUGUUCCCUCGAAUAUGUCACAGUGCUGCUGUAUCUAGAUCGAACCACUGUUGUUGUUUUUUUAAGAGAAAUAAAUUCCUUAAUGAAAA